AUGUGUCUCCUGGAGCAUCCUGAGUUUGUUGGUUCUAAAGCAGAAACUCUGAAGAGACUUGCAAAUAACCAAAAUGACCACCAGACUCUGCACACCAAGGUAACAUUCAUUCUUGAAAACUUGGAAUCACCAUGUGACACACAGAAAACACUGGAAUUUUCUCUGAUUACUGUCAACAUGUUUGCCAAUUCAGAUGUUUUCCGGAUCCUGACAACCAAAAUCUCAGCUGAAAUGAGCACAAAAGCUUCAAGAGAAAUAUACAAUGAAAUGUCAAAUCUGAACAUGCCUAACCCUGACAAUAUGAAACUAGAUGUGUUGGCUUUUUGGACCAGUCAUCAAAACACAUUUCCCAUCUCCAGCAAAUUGGCAAGGCUGGUGAAAUGGGAAGGUUGCCUAGAUGCUGAUGAAGAAAAUGUGAAUUUUGCCAGAAGGGAUGAGCUUAACCAGACCCACAGCGAGGAAAAAGAGGAACAAGAUGCUACCAUGACCCUUGAGUUUAAUGUCUCCCACCAGGAUCCAGGAUAUCAAUCCAAGGCUCACAUGCAAGGUGCCCAGAUCAAACUGAUCACCACUUGGGAAGCUGGAUGGAAUGUUACCAAUGCUAUUCAGGGAAUUUUUGUUCUAGGAUUGCCAUAUGCUCUUCUCCACAGUGGAUACAGUGGGCUGUUUCUUAUUAUCCUGGCUGCAGUAUUCUGCUGCUAUACUGGCAAAAUUCUAAUUGCUUGCUUGUACGAAGAAAAUGAAGAUGGGCACCUCAUAAGAGUGAGAGACAAAUACGAAGACAUUGCUAAUGCUUGCUGUAGAAAGCGAUUUCCCAAACUAGGUGGCAUAGUUGUCAAUGUGACCCAGGUGAUGGAACUGAUCAUGACGUGCAUUUUGUAUCUGGUUGUUAGUGGGAACUUGCUGUCACAUAGUUUUCCAUAUUUACGAGCGACAGAGAAAACUUGGUCUGUAAUUGCGUUUGUAAUGUUGCUGCCUUGUGUGUUUAUCAAAACUCUAAGCAUUGUUUCCAAACUCAGCCUGCUUUGCUCCUUAGUCCAUUUCAUUAUCAUCUUCAUAGUGAUGAGUUACUGUCUGACACAAAUACAUCAAUGGUCUUGGACAAGAUUUAGACUCUUCAUUGAGUUUGAGGAUUUCCUGGUCUCAGUGGGGGUGAUCAUUUUCAGUUACACUUCACAAAUAUUUCUUCCUACUCUUGAAGGGAACAUGAAAAACCCAAAGGAAUUUAGCUGUAUGUUGAACUGGACUCACUUUUUUGCUUGUCUCUUCAAGACAGCCUUUGCACUGACUGCAUUCCUGACCUGGGGCGAAGAGACAAAGGAAGUUAUUACUGACAACCUGCCAUCAUCCCUGAAAACCCUGGUGAAUUUGUGCUUCUUAGCCAAGGCUCUUCUGUCUUACCCCCUGCCCUUUUUUGCAGUCACAGAAAUACUGCAUACUUGCAUAUCUAGCAGUAAUUGUUCUGAUUACAGAGCACCUCUGUUUAUUGUAGUUUUAAGAGGCUUGGCCCUCUUGUUCACUCUGCUGAUGGCCCUGUUCAUACCACAUUUUGCUCUGCUGAUGGGUUUAACAGGCAGUGUAACAGGUGCUGCUGUGACUUUUCUUCUUCCUUCUCUUUUCCACUUAAAACUUAAAUGGGGAAAGUUAUUGUUCUUGGAGAAAUGUGCAGCCAUUUCUCUUUUUAUUGUGGGUUUCCUUUGCAGCUUAGCAGGUAUAGCCUGCUCAAUAAAAGGGCUGAUUGAAGCAGUUGGAAGAAUGUAGAAAGGCCAUCUUGAAAAUCUGAUAAUAU
Molecule: messenger RNA, 1789 nt
Organism: Chelonoidis abingdonii (Abingdon island giant tortoise)
Lineage: Eukaryota; Metazoa; Chordata; Testudines; Testudinidae
Product: vesicular inhibitory amino acid transporter-like
Biological process (GO): amino acid transmembrane transport
Cellular component (GO): vacuolar membrane
Molecular function (GO): L-amino acid transmembrane transporter activity
Source: RefSeq, a predicted model, not a curated record